AUGCACAAAGAUAUGUAUUUGAAACUUUAUGUUACAGAAUCGUAAAAUGGUGAUAAAUCCAAACGCAUUCUCUCCAAAAUCAUGCUAUUUACUCUUUGAAGUGAACUGUCUGUGCAUUUCUCAGAGAACUAAUAACGGAAAAUGUCUACUGGUUUCAACGUUAACAGUGUUUUUGGUUGUCCUUUAUGUCCGUGGUAGACCUACUGUGCUUUCUGACAGCAACGAGCAGUGUUUAUAAUUCAGUAAUAUAUGAAUUACAAUAGUAGAUAUUCUGACACAAGUAUGAGUGAUUUUUAUGUGGGUGGUUUGAAUGUGUACACUUCAGCAGACGACAGGAACUUUCCAAAUAUUUUAGGAGGAAAAACAAAACAAGAAAACACUACAUGAAACAUUUAGGGCAAUAUAUUUCAAUAUGAAAUCUGUUUUAUUCUAAUUUCCGUUUUAAAUCCUUUUAGGAUAAAUGCCAGUGGCACAGAGAAGAAACCCUGUAAUAUUUGUUAAAAUAAGAAAACAUCUCCCUUUGUGUUCUACAUUAAAAUGAAAAUCUCAUGGGCAUGUUGGUGAGUAAAAAUGACAUAUCACAGUAUCACAAAAUAAACAAGCAGCAUGAAUGUUUACAACACUGAUUAUAAUAAUGAUGGAAAUGUUUCUAGAGCAGCAAGUCAUUAGAUUAGAAUGAUUUCUGAAGGAUCAUGUGACGCUGAAGACUACGGUAAUGAAAAUUCAGCUUUGCAUCGCAGGAAUAAAUUACAUUACAGUAUUUUUAACCAAAUAAUUGCAGCCUUGGUAAACAUGAAACUUUGGACUUUAUAUGAUCUGUUUGUAGUGACUCAUUUUAAAUCAUCUUAUUACUUAGAUUCUCAGUUCUAAACAGUUCUGGGAGCUUUAAUUCCACUGAUUAAGACCCCAAGGAUAUAAAUGUGAUAUUUCCCAGCAGAGUGAAGUGCUUUAAUUGAAAGUCACUUAAUUCCCCAGCCUUAGGACGUUUCAUUCAGUCUGCCCAGAUUUUUAUUUGAGGCCUUCCCAGGAGGAUACAGGGUCAAAGGGGCGCUGAUGUUAUUUCCCACUUAGAGUGUGUUAGAAUGAAGGUCAAAAUACAUCCCAGUGUUUGGCUUUUUUUAAUUAUUGCACAAAAACGUUUUAAUACGUCGUACGGUUAGUUAACACGUUAAUAAGCUUUACUUUUUCUAAAAACAUUUUGUGAGGUUUUCUUCUAGUUGCAGCAUAUGCACUUUCCUUCAUGCAAACCGUACACUAGUGAGUUUUUUGAUGACCACCCUAACGCAGACCACGUUAAUAUUUCACAGGAAGCCUAUAAAGAAAACAGCAUCACUGUAAAUUUAAUUAAGACCGAUGAAGUCAGUUCUGUGUUCACUAAAGGCGCUUCAAGAGCCGGUGCAUCGGUCGUGGACUAAAGCAGAACCGCAAGGAAUUUCUGUAGGCUCACUGAAAGAAAGCGUUAAUGUUCUCUCUCCUGCUGCAACCCCCCAAAGAAAUCCUGCCUGCUCUUCCCAUCUCGGACGGGGGUGGGACCUACGUUUUAAACGUGCUCUGUAGAUUUAAUACCUGGCCAAUGUCUUGACUCUUCACUCUAUGCUUGAAUAAUAGCCCGGAGAGGUCACCACUCACCUUAAGGAACUGUUUGACUUUUUAAACAGGCUUUCUGAACGGCUGCCGCGUGAUUGUGUCGCAUUUUUGGAUACCGCUGCCCUCUUCUACAGGAGAGACUGUACCUGUGUCAUUACCUGAGGUGAGGGAAGCACGCGUCCGACGUGUACAGCCAGUGGGAUUUUUGCGGUAAGAUUGGGCCUUUGUCGACGAAACAUGACACGUGCGUUGGUGUAUGUUGGUGUGCUAAUAGCCCUAAUGGCUGCGACGGAAGCAAGACCUAAAUCAGCUGAACCAAAGUGUAAAUCUGGCCCGGUCGACCUUGUGUUCAUCAUCGACGGCUCCCGCAGCGUUCGUGCCCAUGAGUUCGAGACGAUGCGCAAGUUCAUGAUAGACAUCAUCCAUGAGUUGGACAUUGGCCUGGAAACUACAAGAGUUGGUGUGGUCCAAUACUCCAGUCAAGUCCAGAACGUGUUUUCCCUCAAAGCCUACAGCAAGCCUGCUCAGAUGGUCAAAGCCAUCAACGAGAUCAUUCCACUGGCUCAGGGCACCAUGACCGGCCUGGCCAUCCGCUAUGCCAUGAACGUAGCCUUUUCUGCUGAAGAAGGUGCCCGUCCAAACGUCCCCCACGUAGCAGUAAUCGUGACAGACGGUCGUCCUCAGGACCGCGUGGCCGAAGUGGCAGCUGCUGCGAGGGAGUCUGGGAUUGAGAUCUACGCCGUUGGGGUGGCCAGGGCUGAUAUGACCUCACUGAGAGCUAUGGCGUCUCCACCGUUUGAGGAUCAUGUGUUCCUGGUGGAGCGCUUUGACCUCAUUCACCAGUUCGGCCUUCAGUUCCAAGACAAGCUUUGUGGGAUGGACUUGUGUCUGGAGUCCGAUCACGGCUGUGAGCACAUCUGUGAGAGCUCGCCUGGCUCCUUCCACUGUCUGUGCCUGCCUGGAUACACGCUCAACGAGGACGGCAAGACCUGCACACCCAUUGAUCUGUGUGCUGAAGGGAAGCAUGAUUGUGAUCAGAUCUGUAUCGCUUCACCCGGGUCAUUCACUUGUGAAUGUAACAAGGGAUACAUGCUCAACGACGACAAGAGAACCUGCACAAUGAUCGACUACUGCUCGUUUGGCAAUGAUAGCUGUGAGCAUCAGUGUGUCGGUGUGCUCAACGGCUUUAAUUGUCGCUGUAACGAAGGAUACUCGCUCAACGAUGACCUGAAAACCUGCACAAUGAUCGACUACUGUUCAUUUGGGAAUGAUAGCUGUGAGCACGAGUGUGUGAGUGUGCUUCAGAGCUUUUAUUGCCGCUGCCAUGAAGGAUACACACUCAAUGAGGAUGAAACAACGUGCACAAUGAUCGACUACUGCUCAUUUGGGAAUGAUAGCUGUGAACACGAGUGUGUGAGUGUGCUCAAUGGCUUUAACUGCCGCUGUAACGAUGGAUACUCACUCAACGCUGACAAGAAGACCUGUACAAUGAUCGAUUACUGCUCAUUUGGGAACGAUAGCUGCGAGCACCAGUGUGUGAGUGUCCUGAAAGGCUUUCACUGCGUUUGUAAUGACGGAUACACACUCAACGAUGACAAGAAGACCUGUACAAUGAUCGAUUACUGCUCAUUUGGGAACGAUAGCUGCGAGCACGAGUGUGUGAGUGUCCUGAAAGGCUUUCACUGCGUUUGUAAUGACGGAUACACACUCAACGAUGACAAGAAGACCUGCACAAUGAUCGAUUACUGCUCAUUUGGGAACGAUAGCUGCGAGCACCAGUGUGUGAGUGUCCUGAAAGGCUUUCACUGCGUUUGUAAUGACGGAUACACACUCAACGAUGACAAGAAGACCUGUACAAUGAUCGACUACUGCUCGUUUGGGAAUGAUAGCUGCGAGCACGAGUGUGUGAGUGUGCUCAAAGGCUUUAACUGCCGCUGUAAUGAAGGAUACUCGCUCAAUGACGACCUGAAGACCUGCACAAUGAUCGACUACUGCUCAUUUGGAAACGACAGCUGCGAGCACGAGUGUGUGAGUGUCCUGAAAGGCUUUCACUGCCGCUGUAAAGAUGGAUACACUCUCAAUGAUGACAAGAAGACCUGCACAAUGAUUGAUUACUGUUCAUUUGGGAAUCACAGUUGUGAUCAUCACUGUGUUAGUGUGCUCAAUGGCUUCUUCUGUCGCUGCAAUGAGGGAUACACUCUUCAGGAGGACGGAAAGACCUGCCAGUCGGAUAACCUGUGUAACACAGUGGAACAUGGUUGUGAAUACCAGUGUGUGAGCACUCCGGGAUCAUACCACUGCAUAUGUCCUGAGGGCCACGUGCUACAGGACGACGGCAAGAGCUGCGGAACCUGUCGAUCCUCCAACAUCGACCUGGUCCUCUCAUCAGCGGUUCCAGGCUUUGUUAACCAGGUGGUGGAUCAGCUGGACGUCUCUCCCUAAGGAACGCAGAUUAAGGUGCGUCAGUACUCAAGCCGAGUGCGGACAGAGUUUCCGCUCAGCAUGUAUCAGACAAAAGAGGAGAUCAAAAAGGCUGUGAUGAAUGUGGAAUACAUGGAAAAGGGGACCAUGACAGGCUUGGCUCUCAAACACAUGGUGGAGAACAGCUUCUCUGAGGCCGACGGAGCACGUCCUGCUGAUAAGAACAUCCGACGGGUUGGCCUGGUCUUCACUGAUGGGCGAUCACAGGAUGAUAUUCAGGAGUGGGCCAAGAAAGUCAAGGAUGCCGGUAUCACCAUGUAUGCUGUUGGUGUGGGUAAAGCCGUUGAAGAUGAGCUGAAAGAGAUUGCCUCUGAGCCCAUGGAAAAACACUUCUUCUAUACCGCAGACUUCACUGCCAUCAGCCGAAUCCUUUGGAACCCUCCCAAGCUCAAUGUCUGUGCAGAGUCAAAGGAGAUCGGAGUCAAGGACCCUAAGCAUGAGAAUCUUGUGGAGUUCAGCCCAGUGAUGUCCACCCUAGACCAGCUCAACCAGAAACUGUCAGCUAUGACCAAGCGAUUGGAAGUUCUGGAGAGCCAGUUGCUCACGAGAAAAUGAGAGAGAGCUUCACACAACAGCGCAGCUGAGGACGGGGCCCGCCGGGUGUGAAGAGCCCCACAGUCACGAGAUCUACAGGUGUAGACGCCUGAGGCACGAGGCCCACUAUUUCCACUGCCAUUCUUGAACAUGGCUGAUAUUGUUCCCUAUUUAUAUAUGAUCUGUGUUAUGAUUUACUU
Puntigrus tetrazona (Sumatra barb) is the source of this 4802-nucleotide messenger RNA. RefSeq names its product matrilin 4 (gene matn4). Gene Ontology annotation, molecular function: calcium ion binding. The record is from RefSeq and is a predicted model, not a curated record. Lineage: Eukaryota; Metazoa; Chordata; Actinopteri; Cypriniformes; Cyprinidae.